GAUCUCGUGUGGUCCUGUGGCCGACUGCGUGCGUGCGGUCUGAUCUGUCAUUCACUCUCUGUUGACAAUUACAAAUUAAUCUGCAAUACUCUGUAAUUUGAAGAAACCGAGAGGCGCAUAAUGUCAUUGAAAAGUUUAUAUUUUGUGCAUCGAUGUUUGUCAAGAACAUUAUGUUUUAAAAAUAUGUAGUGUUAUUAAAAUUUGAACACGAAUUUCAAUCGUCUGCCUGAGGAGAAAUUUGCUCCAAUGGUAUACAAAGCGAAAUGGGAGGACAUAAAUAAAAAUGAAAAAUUGGUUGAUAAGGCUUUGCCAUGAAAUGUUCGUCCCGUUACAGAAUGAAGUAAUUAAAUCCUCAAUCCGUCGAACAGGUCACUGAUCUCUAAUAAAGGGAUGGCUGCAGGGCACCAAGCAGUGGAAUUUGAUCACUCAUGGCCAGAAUCAGCUGAAGGACUGACGUUAGAUUUCGGACCUUUUGAAACAGUUCAUCGAUGGGCACGAAUGCCAGAAUGUGAUGAAUUUGUUGGCGCAAGGCGUAGUAAACACACUGUUGUAGCAUACUUAGAUGCUAUUUAUGUAUUUGGAGGAGAUAAUAGUAAGAGCAUGCUUAAUGAUUUGUUACGUUUCGACGUGAAGGAAAAAUCAUGGGGUCGAGCUUUUUCAACAGGCUCCCCACCUGCACCUCGAUAUCACCAUUCAGCAGUAGUUCAUGAGAGUUCCAUGUUUGUUUUUGGAGGAUAUACUGGAGACAUUCACUCUAAUUCUAAUCUUACAAAUAAAAAUGAUCUUUUUGAGUAUCGCUUUGGAAGUGGCCAGUGGAUUGAAUGGAAGUUUUUUGGCAGGACACCAGUACCUCGAUCUGCUCAUGGUGCUGCAGUAUAUGAUGGGAAACUGUGGAUCUUUGCUGGUUAUGAUGGCAAUGCUCGUCUUAAUGAUAUGUGGACCAUCUCUCUUACUAGACCUUCCCAUGUGCAGGGGGACAGCAAGGCAUGGGAAGAGGUCCACCAGUUGGGCGACUGCCCUCCCACAUGCUGCAAUUUCCCUGUGGCUGUGGCUCGUGAAUGCAUGUUUGUCUUCAGUGGCCAGAGUGGUGCCAAAAUAACCAACAACCUUUUCCAGUUUCACUUCAAAGAUAGAUGUUGGACACGCAUCUCAACAGAACACAUUCUGCGUGGUGCCCCACCUCCACCUGCCCGCCGCUACGGUCACACAAUGGUGGCAUUUGACCGACAUCUGUAUGUAUUUGGCGGCGUGGCGGACUCAACUCUUCCAAACGAUCUGCACUGUUUCGACCUUGAUCAACAGACGUGGAGUGUCAUUCCCCCUGCUGCUGACUCAAAUGUUCCAUCGGGUCGACUUUUCCACGCGGCAGCUGUUGUCGGUGAUGCAAUGUUCGUCUUUGGUGGAACUGUUGACAAUAAUUUGCGGUCUGGAGAGAUGUAUCGCUUUCAGUUUUCGUGUUACCCAAAAUGCACUCUUCAUGAAGACUUGGGACGUAUCUUAGAUAGAAGGCUCUUCUGUGAUGUACAGUUUGUUGUAGGCCUGGAAGAGGCUAGAAUAUCAGCUCAUGUUGCCAUAGUUGCUGCAAGGUCUCAAUGGCUCAGAACACGUAUUAAACAAGCUUUGGAUGCUAGAGAUAGACAUCUUGAAAAGGUUUUUGGAACAACAAAAGUGGCAUUUAAAGAGGUGCCUCUUCCAGAAGUACGUUUAGGUGAUGCUGUGCCUGAAGCAUUUGAGAUGGUUCUCAAUUACAUUUACACAGAUCGAAUAGAUCCUACCAAAAGAAUUGAAGACCCAACUAGCAAUCGUAUCGUCCUUCUUAUGAUGGAUGUUUAUAGACUUGCAGUUCAGUUUGAUAUGCGUAGAUUAGAACUUCUGUGUGUUCAGUACUUAGAAGCAACAAUAUGUUGCCGCAAUGUCUUAGAAGCUCUUACAAAUGCUGCACGACUCAAAUUAUAUUUUAUCAAGGAGUUAUGUCUUAAAUUUGUUGUGAAAGAUACUAAUUACACGACAAUUGUAAUGAGCCGUGAGUUUGAAACCUUAGCCCAGCCACUGAUGGUGGAAAUCAUUCGCCUAAGACAAGUUCCAAGGGCUCGUCCUUUACCUGAGCCUCAUUUUGAUGGAAACGUUGGUACGACAUUGGAGCAAGACAUGGAGUCAUUUCUGAAAGCAUCUGAGUUAUGUGAUCUCACAUUAAUGUUAGAUGGACAGUCAAUUCCAGCUCAUAAAGCCAUUUUAGCUGCUCGUUGUUCUUAUUUUGAAGCUUUAUUCCGUUCUUUCAUGCCCGAAGAUAAAGUUGUUCAGAUUCAGAUAGGAGAUGUUGUUCCUUCUCGACAAAGUUUUGAUUCUUUAUUACGGUACAUAUACCAUGCUGAUGUGGCUAUGCCUCCUGAAGAUUCUUUGUACUUGUUUUCUGCCCCAUAUUUCUAUGGAUUUACAAACAAUCGCUUGCAAGCUUUCUGCAAACAGAAUUUGGAGAUGAAUAUCACUUUUGAAAAUGUGAUUCAGAUUUUAGAAGCUGCUGAUCGCAUGCAAGCCCAAGAUAUGAAAAAAUAUGCACUUUCCCUCAUUGUGCAUCAUUUCUCAAAGGUAGCGAGGCUUCCCCGAACCCGAGCUCUAUCUCGAGAGUUGUUGCUCGAUAUUAUUGAUGCCCUUGCUGAUGACCUUAGUGAACAAAGGCUUACUCAGGAUAUGACUUGUGUCUCAUUGAGUUCUGACUGUUGAUAAUUUCUCAGUAUUCUCUUAGACUUGCACAUGAAGAAAAAAAGUUGAUUAUAAUGUAAUUAUAUUGUAUGUUUUGAUGUUUAAUACUUAUUUGUUGGCUUAUUGCACAUAUGAUGUAAAAAUUGAUUUUGUAAAUAUAUAAUUUUUUAUGUGACGUUGGCUUGUGAUUUUAAUUUUUUCUUUUCUGAGGUGCUACAGUCCAUUUAGGUGUGUUAUGUGCAGAUUUGCAAUACUGGUAGUGCCUUUCAAGAUUGUAAGGAUGAAAUAAAGCAAUCCAUUGCCCUGCCCUGUAGAGGAUGGAGAAGGAAGAAUUAUUUGUGACCUACUCUCUGUUAUUGGACUCCAGUGUCAAUUAAUUAGCUGAAGCGACUAGUCAGUAAUUCUUAUCCAGGCAGAAGCAUUACCUAACCUAGUUUCUUAGCUGAUGUCGAAACUCACUCACUGUUGAUUUUUAAUAUAAAAUGGUCUCCUCCUGGUCUUAUGAAACUCUGUUUGCAGAUGCGCAUUUAUAAAUGCUAAUAUACCCAGUAUUUAAAAUUAUACAUAAGAUUGUGAGUUGGGUCAACACAACCUAGAUAUAGGUGGUGUUGUUUGCGUAGAGAAAUAUUUUGUAGUUAGUGCUCAUAAAUAUAUAUGGAUUGCACAAUGCAAAUCGAGGCAAACUAAUUAAAUUUUAAAUUUUUAUUUAUU
Molecule: messenger RNA, 3411 nt
Organism: Gryllus bimaculatus (two-spotted cricket)
Lineage: Eukaryota; Metazoa; Arthropoda; Insecta; Orthoptera; Gryllidae
Source: the annotation of a GenBank genome assembly